CAUGCCUGCAAAUCACUGGGAGAUGCGCCGGAGUGAGGGCUGCCCACAAAAACCCAAAUAUCUCCAUAACCUGGACAUGUUACCCUAAAUACCACCUAUGUAUGGGAGGAUGAAGUAUUAAAGUCCACCUAGGGGAGAGAAGCAAGGGGCCCAGAGGUUUAGAUCAGAGAGAAAUAAAGGGUUGAAAGAGUGGAGAGGGACGAGUCAAGGGGCGGGUUGGGCUUUUACACUAAGGGCUUCCCAUUAUUGGUGCGCGGCCGCCAUUCCCCAGCCCUAGCCAGCAGCCCAACCCUACAUACCUAAAUAGCCUCUUCUCGCCUCCACCCGCCACCCAGAGUACCCCGUGCAGGCUCUAGGCGGCCUAAAAAUGCUCCAGGAUAAGGGGAGAGGGACCCCAGUGUGGUAGCCAUGAUGCAGGAGAGCCCCCGCCUGCCUCCUCUCCUUUCCCCCGCCUGGGCCCAGCCACCACUACCGAGUGUGGGCGGCAGCCGUCAGGGGGCGGGCAAGCGGGCGCGAGGGGCAGAGAUCCUCAACGGCCACCAUGGAAGGCCGCCCCGCCCCAAUGGUGGCCAUCCUCUACAACAAACCCCUCGGGAAGGCCAGCAGCAGGUUCCUCAAGCUCCCCAGGCUCCCCACGCUCCCCAUACCCUGCCUCUGGCCCCACAGUCCCCCUCCUUGCCCCCUCACUCCCCCCACACACCCCUCAAAGAUGGGCCCAAGGCACAAGUCAACCCCAAGAGGCUUGGCAGCACGGCUACUCCCGUCACCACGCCCCCGUCCCCAGCCUCCUCUGGGGCCCUGCAGCCUAGCCGGGGCCGAGAGCGGUGGGGGGGCUUGCUGGGGAGCUCCCUGGGCUCACAGCAGCGAGGGGGACAGGCAGACUCCUCCAAGCAAAACUGUGCCAACUCCACUCCUCUUCAAACUUCAGAGCUCAGGAGCUCCGGCUUUGACAUGACAAAACUUUACCCCGAGCUGUCAGCCAAACUGGGCCUGACCAAGCAAGGGCCAGGCGAAGGGACAAGCAUCCACAAGAAUGGUAUCACCCUACGAGAGAACCUGGCGCCAGGAUCUCUCAAGAAGCUGGAGACUGUGACCGAUGACUCCAGGAUCAAGGUGGUGUCCACGGGUCAGAUCUUCAACAACACCAAGGGCCUGGUGACUGCCAAGCUGGGCAGUGGAGUGCCAAAUAGCAAGGCUGGAGGGACCGCCAAGGCCUCCUCUAGGUCAAGGAUUAAGUGUGGGGAGCGAGGACAGAGGCGGGGCAGCCACGGACGAUCGGGAGUGCGGCCGGAAGUUGGGGGUGGCCACGGACAGUCCUCUGCGCCUGUGAAGGGACCAAGCAUAGCCAGGAGUGCUGGCAGUCUUAAAAGUAACAGUAAUAGCAGCAGUGCUCCAAACAGCAGUAGUAUAUUGGAGGAACAGCUGAGAGGAGGAGGCGGCAGUCAGCGACACAUGGCAGCGCCUGGCGCUGGCCUCCACCACCACCACAACCACCACCACCACAAUCACAAUCAUCACCACCACCAUCACCACCACCACCACUCAAGGCUACCUCAACCAGCCACCACCAGGCCUGUUCCUCUCACUUCACCUCCCUCCACCACAGCAACCACCACCACCCACCUGGCUGCCUUGUCCUCCCAGGAGCCUCGGGUGGUGACGCUGCCCCCCCGUCAGCCCCCACAGUCCUUCCUCUCCAGUGCAGCUGCUGCCUCCCUCCCCCAACCUCUCUUACGGGUCCAUGCUCUUCGGGAAAAACAUUACGCUUAUAAAUCCGAUCUCUUUCCCUUAGGCAUUGAGACGAGUGAGGAGAGUGAGAGCAGCGAUGCUGAGGAGCUGUGUGGGAGUCAGCAGGGCUGGCUAGACCCAACGGAUGGUGCCCACCUCACAUACCAAAGCUGGGAGCCGAGCUGGACUCACCCCAACAACCUGCCUCACUUGCCCCGUCUCUCCUCUAACCCUACCGUCUGCCAGCGCUCCGUCACCCUGGCUCUCGCCCUCGCCUCCUGCAGGAGACAGGUGUCAGCAUCUCGGAUGAGGAGUGGCAUGCGGUCGCGGGAGGUGGCCAGACUUGGAGUUCUCACACGGUUGCUGCUGGAGACAGCUCGCACCCACCCUCGCCUCACUGCUGCCGCCUGUUGCCUCUAUCGCCCCUCCCAGGCACACCAGGAAUCUCCAAAAGUUAAAUCUAGGUUUAUGUCCUCGGUGCUGGUGCGUCGACCGUGCGUGUACAGGGAUGGGGAGUGCCGGGAGCCGUCCCUGCCUGGCACUCGCCACUGCAUGCACCACAUCAUGUACAAUGUGGACCAGCAGUUGUUCACCCACUGCACUGCACGCCACCCGGACAACACACUCUGCCGGGUACCCGUGUUUGAUGUGUCCCAUGAGCUUCCACUGUGUUACAAGCACAGCAAAACACAGGAAAAUGUAGCCAAAACUCCAACUGAUGAAACCUCAAAGCCCAAGAGAUCUCGUAAGAAGAACAAGAUGCCGAUUCUCUCGAGGUACGGCAAAAGAAGCAAGAAGCGGCGGAGAUCCUCCAACUCCUCGUCCUCUGUGAUCCCCUCGACCAGCGUGCGGCCACCCAUGGCCAGCCAAUCAUCCCUGUCCUCGCCUCAGCCCUCACCCACGACACCGCAGACCUCACCGCACUUCUCCACUGCCUCCUGCACGGACUCUGUGGCUGAGGUGGAUGAGGAGAGUGAGUUAGAGGAGGACAUGGAAGGAAUGGUGGAGGGUCUGGACGCUGCCUCUCGUCUCCUUGACCCACGAGACCUGCAGGAUGUCCUCAACCGCAUCCCUGACCAUGAAUUGACACAGCUCUUUGAUGCUCCAGAGGCCAAAACGAGCGACUUCUCUGAGGAGAAAGUUGAGAUUGUGGGGGAGCAGAGGGGCACUGGUCGAGGCGAAGGCCGUCAUGACUCAGGGAGGUCCCCAGUGUCUGCCCACAGCCCCUCCCCUUGCCCUGCUACCCUCACUCCAGCACCCACCCCCACAGCUGCCUCAUCCUCCACCCCUCCGCUCAACGAGGAAGGCACAACACUCAGUCUAGAUGAGUCGACCUUCAAUGAGCUGGUGGCCAGCAACAUCCCCAUUGACUCCAUUAUCUCCUCCUCCUUCAAUCAGCAGGAACUCAACACCAUCUCCCAGGCACUCUCCAACAUCGUACAGGAGAGCAACCUCAACCUCCCGGGCUUUGACCUUCCGACAUCCUCUAGUAGCUCCUUCACGCAGUCUGAGGCUGUUGGGGCUGGCCAGGUGGGGGAUGUGAGUGACAGCUCCCUCAUGUCUCAAGGGAGUGAUGUGGGGGUGGGGCAGGCUGGUGUGGACUUGACUGACUCUAGCCACCUAGGAGGGGAGUGCAAAGUGAACCUUGGGGGUCAGCGGGCUGGAAGCUUGGUAGGGGCUGAGACUUCCACACUCUCUCCCCUCAAGUAGGCUCUGUAGAAUGCUGUUUGGGCUACAGUUUGCCUCCUGGGGAAGACUUGAGUGUUGGAGAUACAUACAUAUACUACGAGAUCAGGUUUCAUUCGAUUGAUUAACGUUUUACUGAUGUUAAGGCUUUUUUGUACAGAAACUUUAAAUUUCACAUGGCGAUUUUACUACUAGCAGUAUUUUUUCAACUUGGGUGUAAGUGUCAGUGCUACUGCUGCUGCCAAGAGUGAAGGGGCAAGAGUGGCAUUGGUCAGGACUGGUCUGUUGAGUUCACUAGUGUCUGAGUCCUGUGUUUCUGUCACGCCUGAAGAACCUCUGCUGGAGUCGUUCUCUCUGUGUCCAGGAGCUGUCAGUCAUGCAGAACUGUGUAGUAGGAGGACAUCUUUUAUGGUUGAGAUGUAAUUCAUUGCCAGAAGUUUACUGCAAUCUUGCAUUUUUUGGUAUACAUUUGUUGUUAUGAAUUCUGACGCUGUUAUUUAUUAUUAACGAUUAACAGUAACCAGUUAUUGUUCUCGACUUGAUUCUUUCAUUCACAUGGUGAUGAAGCAAUUGAGUUAUCUUUCCUGUCAUAUGAGCUAAGCAAGGGGGUUUUACACAUAGUCACAAACGAUCAACUGAGUAGAUGGUGUUUGAUUUAACAGUAUUCAUGCUUCACUCAUAUGGGAAUUUUGUGUAGUUUUGAUGUUUCAUAGCAUUUUAGUUAUUUCACGUCCAUCUCAGCAAGCUAACAGACUUGCUCUUGCUGUUGAUUAACUUUCUAAAGGGUCAUUAUCCCCCUGAGGAUUGGAUUUUGCUCUAACACUCCUUCUGCACCCCUGCAUUUGGUUACACAAGGACACACUCAUUUGGUUCACUGAUCACUGACAUGGUGAGCAGGUGAUGCAUGUUCUAAGCCAGCAUGACUUCCUAAUUUCAACACUAGUAGGCGUUUGUAAUACCGUAUGGUCUAUUUUACUGGCAUACUUGGCUAGAGAGUAAGAGCGCAGCUGAUCAAGAGUUGGCACUCUGUUGUUUGCAAGUCUGUUCUCCUUCCCUCUUCCUAUCUCUUCCUGUCUGGUGCACUAAAGAGAGCACAAAGGUAGUGUUUGGGAAGGGAAGUGUACUGUGCUAGUGUGACGUAUGCUGUGUGUGUGUAUGUGUGAGCAUGUGAUUAUGAUUAUCAAAGCCUUCAGCACGCGUUCUUUUGAGUUAGAUUUUAACCGUCUAAUUUAUUCAGUAUUCUCUUGCUGGCAAUCACUUGUCAAGGUCUCUUAAACAUAAUUGUUGAGAGGAUCUUGUACAUUGAAGUCUGAAUGUGAGAGUGGUGAGAGUGAGUGGCAUGGAUCUUUGGUGGCAGUGGUGAGUGCAGGUGUGAGAGAGAUGAUCCUCCAACGAGAGGUUAUGCGUGUGUAUGUUGUCGUAAAAAAAAGUAUGAGCAUUAAAGGAUUCCAGUGUAUUUUGGAGGAGAUAUUCAGCCGUAGUUCAUUUCAUUCAUAGCACAUCACCCCAUCUUCAAUAUUGUUUCCAUUCACAUGAUUUAUUUUCCACUGUAUACUCUUACAUUAUUAUGCGUGUAUGCUUAGUUUGUAAUGGCCAGCAAAACCGAUCUUAUGAAAACUAGUCUGUUCUGUGAUUUUUUUCUAUGUAAACAUCACUAUCUGUGUUGGGUACAAAGAGAGUGGGGUGUGCUGGGAAUGUUUUGGUUUUCCAGCCAUCAUCAGCCUGUCAUUGUUUCGCCAUUCCUGUUAAUUAGAUGCACUGCGCAUUUGUGUGUGUGUGUGUGUGUGUGUGUGUGUGUGUGUGAGAGAGAGAGAGAGAGAGAGAGAGAGAGAGAGAGAGAGAGAGAGAGAGAGAGAGAGAGAGAGAGAGAGAGAGAGAGAGAGAGAGAGAGGAAGAGAAAGUGAGUGUGUCUUGUGUGUGGAUAACUUGUACUCUGUAGGAUAAAGGUGGAUAGGGUAACAUUUAUUUUUGUUAUUAUACUACAUACACUUGCAUUCUCGUCUGCUACUUUUAAUUCAUUAUUUAUUGAGCUGUUCUCUUCUGUGCGUGGAGGUAUUUAGUGCAUACCUAAAGGAAAGGGUGUAAUUGUUUUCUCAUACUGGCAAUGAUAAACACGUAAAGACACAACGUGAUUUCUAAUCAAAGGAGAAUACAAGACCAGGUUAGCAAAAAAAAAAUAACAAAAAACCAAAAAACAAAAAACAAAAAAAAAAAAAGAAAAUAUUUCCAUCAUGAGGUUCAUUUCUUUAUUAUUAUUAUUAUUAUUAUUAUUAUUAUUAUUAUUAUUAUUAUUAUUAUUAUUAUUAUUAUUAUUAUUAUUAUUAUUGUUUACCUUGCUUGUUGAUGUUACUAGGUGAAUGCUUCUUGUUGCAGUUUAGACUUAACCUCACCUUCACCCUCUCUUAACCAUUCCUCAACCCUUGCAGUGUUGUGGCUUUGCUUGGUUGGUGUUUCUGGCCCCAUUGUAGCUUUUGGAGGUUUGGAAAAUAACAAAACCUAGCUUUUUGCUUUUCCAAGUUCAUGCUACACUCCAUUCUUUCACCAGGGUCUUUCAUUUUUCUCUCCACCCCCUUCAUUCCUCAGAAAUAAAAGGAAAUACAAUGUUGUCCUUCACAGUUGGUUUCUUCCUACUUGCUGGUUGCUGCCACAACACAGUGCAGCGGAGGGUGGUUGCCGUCCCCGCCACUGUGUUGUGGAACCAUUGAAUCUUAUUGGUGCUAAACACAGUCUGGCUUCUUGUUCUUACCAGUGAAAUUGCAUGAGCUGUUGUUGCAAGUAUCUUGGCAGUUGAUGCCUUAAGAGUGCAUGGAUGUUUCAUGGUUUUGUAGAGUCUUGCAGGUCUUCUGUACAACACAGUGCUCAAGCUGGAACCAAGAGGAUUUUAGCUUCACAUCAUUGAGAAAUAACAGUGUUCAGAGCUUGAUGCCAGCCUUGAAAUUCUAGUUUCAGUAGAGCCUCGCUAAGUAUGUAGAAGGGAAGGGGUGAUGGAAUCCAAGAAAAUCAUAUUCUACUUCUUUGUCAUUAAUGAAAUCAUGUUAAUUACAACAAAUAAUUUAGCUCGUUGAAAUAGAGGAAAAAAGUAAAUAUGAAAUAAGUUUAUAUUCAUGAUGAGAAUAUCUAUAGAUUUGCACAGACUGGACUCCUUACCCUAAAGCUCCGGGGAAUGUGGUGGCUCUUGAUGACACUGUACUGAUGUAUGCAGUACAGUAUGUAUAUGGAAAUGUAAUGUCUUCAGUUGAUUUAUUAUUAAUGUUAGAGAUAAAUGGCAAUUAAAGUACUGUAGGUUUUGUGGAGAGUAAGACUUAGUGGAAUUUCUUGGCAGCCAUCAGGUAAUUCAGAUUUGUGUCUUGGAAUGCUAAGGUGGGGAAUCUGUAAUUGCAUAAUUCCCGUACACUUUGAAUCUGAUGUUGAAAAUGUUAUUGUACAUGUAUUUUAUCUUCAUUUUCAUAUGGUAGUGAAGUGUGGAAUAUGUAGAGGUGGCAAGGAGACUGCUGCCUCACUUGGCAAUCGCAUGAUAGAAGGAACACGAGGCAGAACGCUGAAAACAAGCCAUGUCUGCUUCAACCCUCGGUCUGUAUUGCAGACUUAGGAAUUAAAACAAACAAGAGAAAAACAAACAAACAAAUAUAAAAUCACCCAAGUGUCCCUGAUUCUGCAGAAAUAUAUCUGACUUGAUAGAUUUUAUUCUGUGGAUGAAAUAUUUUGAUUUGAACAAAAGUUACGUUGGGUGUUGCGUCACGCUGAUGGUCAGGCGUGCUGAGGUUCACACCAGUGCCUCACUUUCAUGAAUCAUCCUCAUAGCUAUUCAUAAAUUUUCCUGUACUAUUUCCUUGAAAAGAAAUUGUGGUCUACAUACAUACACUCAGUAAUUCUGUCUGUAAGAAAUGAGCUUCUAGUUUAUUAUUAUUGCAUUUUUCUGUCAGUAGUAAGAUGGUUUUAUACAAUUAAUAGUAGCAAGAAAAGGAAAGGAGCAUAAGUGUCGUGUAUAAUUUCAUAGUUUGUCCCCAGCAUGUAACCUAUAAUGAGAUGACGUGGUGGUGGUCUAUCAGUGUAGUGCAGUGCAGCCUCUCAGCCAGGCCAGGCCAGGCACGAGGUUUGUGCUGGAGAGUCGUAGUUCAAGUAAACCUUUAAGGGCAUUGCAUAUGACAGUCUUGUGGUUGGUCUGUUGCUGCAAGAGAUGUAGUGGCUCGGAACGGACAGUGGCCUGGCAUUGCAGUUUCCUUUUAUGAAAAGAUGUGAUUAUUUGCAGCAUUUCAUCACAAUUUGGUUUAUUGCAAGGAGGCCAAAUGUCUGAUGUGCUGCAGUGGUGUACAGUACUGAAAGCAGGUCCAUCAUCAGGGAGUGUGAUUAAAUAGUGUUGUGUGCAGGAGGAACAAAAACAUGGGCAUUAAGGUAUGACAGUCGUGGCAGUUUGGGUAGAAGAAGCUAGCUCAUCCAUUAACCUAAUAUUGCACACUCCAGUAUAUAUAUUUUUCAAACUCCUGAUUAGCGUAGUCACUGUUUAUCAUUAACUCGUUUGUUGUAUUCCUUUUCCGUCAAUGCAAGCACUCAGUUCUUCCUUCCUCAACCCAGUGUACGUAUACGUUGCGUUCAUCUCGGCCUUAGUGUGUACAUCCCGAUAAGUGUUUGUACGGUGUGCUUCCCGGCUAGAGACUUGACUUGUGUUGAAAUUUCCACCAUUCACUUAGUUUGAAAUGUCAUUCACUCACUCUAGAAACAAUGCCACAAAAUGGCGGCUGAAAUAUGUACUUACUUUUCAGUUCUUAUUGUAUUGAAUGGACGUGUCUCCCUCCUUCCCUCCCUGUCUCCCUUGUUACUCCUAUUGGCCUGUAUUAUACUUGCACUGUUCACACCACCACCAUAGUCAGAGAUGGUGAGCUAAGGUCAUGCAGAUAUUGGUAUAUGAUCUAUUCUUGCACCAUUCACAUCAUCAUAGUGAAAGCCAGCGGUUCAGGGUGAUGUACACAAACAAGCUAUGUGGAGGGAUGGAGCUGUAAGCCAGGAGUUCAUCGUGGCUAUAGUUGUAGGUCUCCCUUGGUGUUCUCUGUUAUCUUGGAGGUGUGUGUGUCUGUCAUCAGUGAGUGAAGGAAAUGUAGCAUACAUUUACAGUUGCUGUGUUUGCAUAAGUUGGUUGGAUGUCGAGUGCUGAGGUACCUUGACUCUCUCUCUCUUGUACUAAGGUGUUGGUAUUAGGGUUGGCCAUUGCCCUUGGUAUGGUAUAGAAAAGGAACAAGAGAGAGAAAGAAAGAGAAAUAGAGAGAGAAUGCUAGUUUGACGCUGGCUUAGUAUUUCUGUAGUAUUAAAUAUUCUCUUUCAUUUGUAAAUGGCCAGAUUAGAGAGCAAAAAGGAAAAAAAAAAAAGGUUAUAUUCAUUGGGUUAGUGGAGAUGUGUGGAGGCAACCCUUCUAUAUAUAUACAUAUAUAAAUAUACAUACUAUAUAUCCAUGAACAUUACAUAUACCACGUGACCUGACAUCCACUUCGUAUAUAGUUUUUUUGGUAUUAUUUUGAUAUGUCAGUAAUGAAUGAAGAAGCAGUUGUAUUUAUAUCUAGCAUUGGGGGCGGGAGACUAGUGUACAGUACUAGUGUCUGGCGCGGCGGCCUAGCGGGCUGCCCUCGGGUUCAUCACAAGCACGAGAGUUUGUUCGUACCGUACGUCGCUCCGUGAACUUCUCUCCCUUGACUCUUGAGGUUAAUAUAUCUUGGGUUCUGUAAGCUUUAUUACCUGUACCAUUAUUGUUAUUUUUUAUUAUUAUUCAUCAUUAUGUGAUGCCAGUAUUUUGUUAGUAAUGGUAUUCCUCGAUAUUGUGGAGCGCUAGCAGUGUGGGGGCGGCUUCCUGCCCCUCUCAGUGGGGGAUUUUAAAAUGCAUAAAAAAAACUAGGAAGAUUAACUGUCAAAUUAUGUGAGUUUUGAAGUAGUAAAAUUAUUUUUUGUAA
Portunus trituberculatus (swimming crab) is the source of this 9350-nucleotide messenger RNA. RefSeq lists its product as uncharacterized. Bases 409 to 3438 code for a protein of 1009 amino acids. The transcript is spliced from 11 exons. Gene Ontology annotation, cellular component: nucleus. Lineage: Eukaryota; Metazoa; Arthropoda; Malacostraca; Decapoda; Portunidae. The record is from RefSeq and is a predicted model, not a curated record.